ACAUCAUGAAAAUAUCUACCCUCCACGUAACCAGGUCUACAACCAUCAACGUCACAGAUCUGCCAACCCCUGCACCUCAUCGCACAAGAUCUCCAUAAAACCUCUCUUUAUAAAACCCUACGAAGAACAGUCUUGCAAAUCCCCCUCCUUCUCGACGCCUCAAUAAAAAAGCUUUGCUGUUUUGAAAAAUUAAACAAAAUGGCUUUGCCAAAUCAGCAAACUGUUGAUUAUCCAAGCUUCAAGCUUGUAAUUGUCGGUGAUGGUGGUACAGGGAAAACCACAUUCGUUAAGAGGCAUCUUACCGGAGAGUUUGAGAAGAAAUAUGAGCCAACUAUUGGUGUGGAAGUUCAUCCUUUGGAUUUCUUCACCAACUGUGGAAAAAUUAGAUUCUAUUGCUGGGAUACAGCUGGUCAAGAGAAGUUUGGUGGUCUCAGAGAUGGAUAUUACAUCCAUGGACAGUGUGCCAUCAUUAUGUUCGAUGUUACUGCACGAUUGACAUAUAAGAAUGUCCCUACAUGGCAUAGGGAUCUUUGCAGGGUCUGCGAAAACAUUCCUAUUGUUCUCUGUGGAAACAAGGUGGACGUAAAGAACAGGCAGGUGAAGGCAAAGCAGGUUACUUUUCACAGGAAGAAGAACUUGCAAUACUAUGAGAUUUCAGCUAAGAGCAAUUACAAUUUUGAGAAGCCAUUUUUGUACCUUGCCAGAAAACUUGCUGGGGAUCCUAACUUGCAUUUUGUUGAGACUCCAGCCUUGGCUCCCCCAGAAGUGCCUAUUGACCUUGCAGCACAGGCACAGCACGAGGCUGAGCUUGCUGCUGCUGCUAGUCAACCUCUUCCAGAUGACGAUGAUGACGCAUUUGAGUAAAGAAUAUUAGGGGGUGUUGUCAUUGAUGGAGUGAGAGGCUUUUGAUUAUAUGAUUUUGAGGAUAUAGAUAUUUAUAUCCUUUGACAUGUACGAGUAUAAACUGGAUGAUUUCAGGUUUAUUACUGACCUGUUUGUUUGAGUUGCUCAUAUCAUCAUUCUGCCA
Messenger RNA from Populus nigra (black poplar), 1027 nucleotides. Its product is annotated as GTP-binding nuclear protein Ran-3. Bases 199 to 864 code for a protein of 221 amino acids. Gene Ontology annotation, cellular component: cytoplasm; nucleus. NCBI's taxonomy places the organism in Eukaryota, Viridiplantae, Streptophyta, Magnoliopsida, Malpighiales, Salicaceae. Gene Ontology annotation, molecular function: GTPase activity; GTP binding. Gene Ontology annotation, biological process: ribosomal subunit export from nucleus; protein import into nucleus. The record is from RefSeq and is a predicted model, not a curated record. The transcript has 8 exons.